UGAUAUCCCUCCGCGGCCCUUCUUUCCCUCCCGACACACAGGAGGUAAACGGGCGGCGGUGCUUCUUCCACACAGUGACGGUGCUUAACGGUCCCCGCGCCUUCAGAGAGACACAAACACCGCGCGAGCACCGGGGAAAACUCCCGCCUCUUUUUUUUAUCACCGACCGAACCUACCGGAAACUCUGACCUGAGGAGAGAAAGUAAUCCGGGCUGAGAGCGCGAAGAGAGAUCCGGGAGCAUGGAGCUCAUCACGAUCCUCGAGAAGACCGUCUCUCCAGAUCGCAAUGAACUGGAAGCGGCACAGAAGUUUCUGGAGCAGGCGGCGGUAGAGAACCUGCCCACGUUCUUGGUGGAGCUGUCGAAGGUGCUUGCGAACCCCGGGAACACCCAGGUGGCCCGGGUGGCUUCGGGUCUGCAGGUGAAGAACUCCCUGACCUCCAAAGACCCGGACGUGAAGACGCAGUACCAGCAGAGAUGGCUGGCCAUCGACGCCAACGCCCGCCGAGAGAUCAAGAACUACGUCCUACAGACCCUCGGCACAGAGACGUACCGGCCCAGCUCGGCGUCGCAGUGCGUAGCGGGGAUCGCCUGCGCAGAGAUCCCCGUCAACCAGUGGCCCGAGCUCAUCCCCCAGCUGGUGGCCAACGUGACGGACCCGUCCAGCACCGAGCACAUGAAGGAGUCCACGCUGGAGGCCAUCGGGUACAUCUGCCAGGACAUCGACCCCGAGCAGCUACAGGAAAACGCCAACCAGAUCCUGACGGCCAUCAUCCAGGGCAUGAGAAAGGAGGAGCCAAGCAACAACGUGAAGCUGGCCGCCACCAACGCCCUGCUCAACUCGCUGGAGUUCACCAAGGCCAACUUCGACAAGGAGACGGAGCGACACUUCAUCAUGCAGGUGGUGUGUGAGGCCACGCAGUGCCCUGACACCAGAGUGAGUCAAACUGUGCGCGUGGCGGCUCUACAGAACCUGGUGAAGAUCAUGUCUCUGUACUAUCAGUACAUGGAGACGUACAUGGGACCGGCUCUGUUUGCGAUCACCAUCGAGGCGAUGAAGAGUGACAUCGAUGAGGUGGCCCUGCAGGGCAUCGAGUUCUGGUCGAACGUGUGUGACGAGGAGAUGGACCUGGCCAUCGAGGCCUCAGAGGUCUGUGCCUCGGAGCAGGGCCGCCCCCCCGAGCACACCAGCAAGUUCUACGCCAAGGGGGCCCUGCAGUAUCUGGUCCCCAUCCUCACGCAGACCCUCACCAAACAGGACGAGAACGACGAUGACGAUGACUGGAACCCGUGCAAGGCGGCGGGGGUGUGCCUGAUGCUGCUGGCCACCUGCUGUGAGGACGACGUUGUCCCCCACGUGCUGCCCUUCAUUAAGGAGCACAUCAAAAACCUCGACUGGCGCUACCGGGAUGCUUCCGUCAUGGCCUUCGGGUCCAUCCUUGAGGGGCCCGAGCUCAAUCAGCUCAAACCACUCGCCAUACAGGCGAUGCCCACCCUGAUCGAGCUGAUGAAGGACCCCAGCGUCGUGGUGAGGGACACCGCGGCCUGGACGGUGGGCCGGAUCUGCGAGCUGCUACCUGAAGCUGCCAUCAACGAGGUGUACCUGGCUCCCCUGCUGCAGUGCCUCAUCGAGGGACUGGGGGCCGAGCCCAGGGUGGCCUCCAACGUCUGCUGGGCGUUCUCUUCCCUGGCUGAAGCAGCGUAUGAAGCCACCGAUGCAGCGGAGGACCAGGAGGAGCCGAGCACCUACUGCCUCUCCUCGUCCUUCGAGCUCAUCGUGCAGAAGCUGCUGGAGACCACUGACCGACCGGACGGUCACCAGAACAACCUGCGCUCGGCGGCGUACGAGGCUCUGAUGGAGAUCGUGAAGAACAGCGCGAAGGACUGCUACCCCGCGGUGCAGAAGACCACGCUUGUCAUCAUGGAGCGACUGCAGCAGGUCCUGCAGAUGGAGUCUCACAUCCAGAGCACCUCGGACCGGAUCCAGUUCAACGACCUGCAGUCGCUGCUCUGCGCCACGCUACAGAACGUGCUGCGGAAGGUGCAGCACCAGGACGCGCUGCAGAUCUCAGACGUCGUCAUGGCAUCGCUGUUGCGCAUGUUCCAGAGCACCGCCGGGUCGGGGGGGGUGCAGGAGGACGCUCUGAUGGCCGUGUCUACGCUGGUGGAAGUGCUGGGCAGCGACUUCCAGAAGUACAUGGACGCCUUUAAGCCCUUCCUGGGGAUCGGCCUGAAGAACUACGCAGAGUACCAGGUGUGUCUGGCGGCAGUGGGUCUGGUGUGUGACCUGUGCAGAGCUCUGAUGUCCAACAUCCUGCCGUUCUGUGACGAGAUCAUGCAGCUGCUGCUGGAGAACCUGGGGAACGAGAACGUACACCGGUCGGUGAAGCCUCAGAUCCUCUCGGCGUUCGGAGACAUCGCUCUGGCCAUCGGGGGAGAGUUUAAGAAGUACCUGGACAUCGUGCUCGACACGCUGCAGCAGGCAUCACAGGCGCAGGUGGACAAGACGGACUACGACAUGGUGGACUAUCUGAACGAGUUGAGGGAGGGCUGUCUGGAGGCGUACACCGGGAUCAUCCAGGGCCUGAAGGGGGACCAGGAGAACGUGCACCCGGACGUGAUGCUGGUACAGCCGCGGGUGGAGUUCAUCUUGUCCUUCAUCCACCACAUUGCUGAAGAUGAGGAUCACUCUGACGGAGUCGUGGCCAAUGCCGCUGGGCUCAUCGGGGACCUGUGCACGGCGUUCGGGAAAGACGUGAUGAAACUGGUGGAGCUGCGUCCGCUCAUCAACGACCUGCUGACGGAGGGCCGGCGAUCCAAGACCAACAAGACCAAGACCCUCGCAACCUGGGCCACCAAGGAGCUGAGGAAGCUCAAGAGCCAGGCCUGAGGGUCUUCGUCGGGGAGCGGAUGCUGAUCUUCUCUGAGACGCAGAAGAAAAAGAAGUCGAGUGACGUGAGACGAGUGUGUGAGAGCGAGAGAGACGUGUGAGCGAGAGAGACGAUGACAUCACACCUUCAGUUCCCCCCCUCCUUCCCCCCCAGACGGCCUGUGGACUGGACUCUGACUCCCCCCUCCUUCCUCCCCCCAAAUCAAAACGGACUCACCCUCCUCCUCCCACAAUCCACCUCUCUCGCUGCCGCCGGGCUCUCCCCCACGCUACCGCCCCCCCCCCCCCCGAGUGGGGGAGGAGAGGGGGAGGAGGGGACACCUAACGACGAAUAAAGACUUGAGUGGGAGAGGAACCGAGCGACUCUGGACUUCUGUGGAGACUUUAGAUUUUUGUUGCUCUUAUUUUUCUUCUUCUUUUUCUUCCGAGCACUUAAAGGCGGCGGCGGCCGAGACCCGGCCCCGGUGCGCCAGCCCCCGGUGUGCCACGCUCUUAUUGUCCCAACAGCACUAAAUUCCUACAAAAUAAAAGUCCUCCGAGCGAGUGCCAAAAGGAAAGCAGGAAGUGAGCGCUUCAGUUUGGUUUCCCGCUGCACCUGGUUUGGGAAAAGGGUCACUCACCGUUUUUGCUUGUUUAAAUUCAGAGAAUUGAAGACGUUUGUAUAAGGUUAUAUUUUUCCAUUGCUAUGAUGAAAAGUUAAAAACAAUAAAAUGAUAUGAAACAUUCCCCCCGCUGUCAUCUGUUGGACUCCGGGACCCUCGACGCCACACAGAACCAUGAUUCUUGUUUUUGUUUUUCUGUCGGACGUUCCUGCUGCCCGCCUCGCCCCGGCACUUCACCUCCUGUCCCACAGAAACCGGUGGGGGGGGGGGUCAGGAAGUGGAAAUACUCUCGCUGAGGGAAGUGUCCCCAGCCUCAGAGCUCUUAUUUUGUAGAGGUGUGGCAGCUGUGGGAGGACGCACUUCCUGUGAUGCACCUGGCUAAUCGAUCAUUUCUGAAUUGUGAAUCAUUUACAGCCAAUCUGCUUUUUAUUUCAUAUUCAACUUUAGUGAACUAAUAAAGUCUAUAUUGUA
This is a messenger RNA of Eleginops maclovinus (Patagonian blennie), 3962 nucleotides long. RefSeq names its product karyopherin (importin) beta 1 (gene kpnb1). The transcript is spliced from 22 exons. The record is from RefSeq and is a predicted model, not a curated record. Bases 241 to 2889 code for a protein of 882 amino acids. Gene Ontology annotation, molecular function: small GTPase binding; nuclear import signal receptor activity. Lineage: Eukaryota; Metazoa; Chordata; Actinopteri; Perciformes; Eleginopidae. Gene Ontology annotation, cellular component: cytoplasm; nucleus. Gene Ontology annotation, biological process: protein import into nucleus.